UCUACUUCACCACACUCCCCUUCUUGUAUUCAGCACUUCGUCUUGCUCCAUGCAAUUGCACUUCAUCUCUCUCUCAAAGCUCGACCAACUACAUCGCUAAGCAAGAACAAUUCCUCCGGUCCGAAAGUAGUAGUGGUGGAUUUUUUUAGAGUACGAACCUUCUGAACUCCGAGCAUCUACACUCACAGAAUUUAGACCCUUGGAUUUCGCGGCUUCUUAUGAGUCCCACUUGAUCCAAGGAUCGAGAUUUCAAGGUUGAAAAUGCAUCCUAUGACUCAUGAUAGUCACUUCUUUAGUAAGUUACCACGCAUUGUAGGGAAUUCCAAUUGAUGGCCAAAAGAAAGAAAAAUUAAUGCGGCGUGUACAACUUCGAAUAUUACAAUUUUAUUUGUUUCCUUAUCGUUUUAUCUUUAAAAUUACGUUAGCACAAUAGGUGAUUUUUUUUUUCAAUUUUUAGUAGUCAUUCAUUUUUAUAUUUGAGAUUUAGUAUGUUCGUUUUCUUAUCAGCUUAUAUAUUUAUUAUUUUAUACUUAGAAUUUUAUUAGAGUUUUUUAAAAUUAUUCGCGUCUAAUCGUUUCCAAUGCGUCAAUGUUUUUGAGAAAUUCCAAAUUAUUACAGGUGAGAAUAAAAAUGACGAAUGAGUUGGACAAGAUUAACCAAUUACCGGGGCACAUAAUGGACCAAAUCCUGUCUCACUUGCCAAUUAAGGAUGUAGUGAGGACUAGUAUUUUGUCAAGAAGGUGGAGGUACAAAUGGUGCUCUGUUCCACAACUUGUGUUCGAUGACCAAUGCACUAGGGCCACAAGAAUUCCUUCUCUUCAACCAUCUCUGCACGAAGACUUGGUGAAGAUAAUUGACAAGGUUCUCUUACUUCAUAAUGGCCCAAUACAGAAGUUCAAGCUCUCGCAUGAAGAAUUUUGUGCCGCGAGUGACAUUGACCACUGGAUUCUUCAUCUAUCCAGAGUGUCCAUCAAAGAAAUUGUACUCGACAUCUGGACAUGGCAGUAUUACAAGAUUCCCUCCUCCUUAUUCAAUUGCCAAUACUUGAUUCAUUUGGAACUGUACAGAUGUUUGGUGAAAAUCCCGUCGACAUUUGAAGGAUUCCAUAACUUGGAAAGUUUGGAUCUUCAGCACGUUCAAUUGUCUCUGGACGGGCUUGAGGCUUUGAUUUCUCGGUGCCCUCUACUAAAACGUUUGAAGUUGAGGAACCUAGAAGGGAUUAAGCAAAUUAACGUCGAUGCUGGCAACCUCGAGUGGCUUGAUGUUGAAGGAGCAUUUCAGGAUGUCGCUUUCGGUGUUAUGAACAGUUUGAUGUCACUCAUGGUUGGUUUCUCUGAUGAUAUUGCUAAUAAACGUGGAUCCAACUAUGCCAACUCGAACAAUUUGCGUAAACUCUUCCGAAAUCUGCCCAAACUUCAUAGUCUCAUUCUUGAAAAAUACUCACUGAAGUAUUUGGCUAUUGGAAGUGCUCCGCAGACACUGCCCGAUGAACUCGUUCAUUUGAAUUACCUCUUCACAUGCAUAGACUUCAAUAGUGUGGAGGAAAUUUUGACUGUUAUGUGCCUGAUCAAAAGCUCUCCUGAGUUGAAACAUGUAGCCUUUCAGUGUCGUGCCAAGGAUCAACAGACUACACGGAUUGGAAAAUUGGCAGACUUUUGGGAAGACGCAGCAUGUUGCGUGGAACAAGUACAAGUUGUAUCGAUGGGUGGGAUUUCUGGUAGUGAGCCAGAGCUGGAAUUGAUGAAGUUUCUGCUUACUAGCUUGCCGAACCUAGAAACGAUGACGAUCCGGCCUAAUUCCACGAGUGGAGAAGGCAGGUUGCUGAAGGAGUUACUACAAUUCCGGCGAGCCUCGGCACAAGCGAAGGUGAUCUUUCUCGACCCUCUUGUUCCAGAGUAAGGAGUCACUGCAAUUGUUUAUACUAUGCUUUUUAGAACUUGAAUAAAUUGGGAUACGGAGUCGUUACUUAGAGAAAUGAGAAUCCUCUUCGUUCAUCUUCC
Molecule: messenger RNA, 2000 nt
Organism: Syzygium oleosum
Lineage: Eukaryota; Viridiplantae; Streptophyta; Magnoliopsida; Myrtales; Myrtaceae
Product: F-box/FBD/LRR-repeat protein At1g13570-like
Exons: 4
Coding region: 589-1899 (436 amino acids)
Molecular function (GO): protein binding
Source: RefSeq, a predicted model, not a curated record